Messenger RNA from Cuscuta campestris, 1898 nucleotides. The record is from the annotation of a GenBank genome assembly. Lineage: Eukaryota; Viridiplantae; Streptophyta; Magnoliopsida; Solanales; Convolvulaceae.
UAAUACACCAUUAACAUCAUAAUUUCAUUCCUUGAUCCAAAUCUCAAUAUUUCAUCUCCUUUUUUCUUCAAAAACGCCACAACUAUGGCCGGAGGAAGAUCAAAGUCAAAGGCAUCGAAGAAGAAAGGCCCUACUGAGGCCACAACCUCUACACCUCAACCCUUUCCAUACCUGGAUGGAUCCUUCCUCGAAUUCGGGUCGGAGGAAGAACUCACUCGCUUCCUCACUCACUUUGCCAAGCACCCGAUCUCUCCACCUCGCGUGCUCCCGGAGUUGUUUUUCCCAAGACAAAGGGUACCACGACCUCGACAACCAACUCCAAGCGUCGGGUUUGUGGCCAUUCGUCUCCAAGAGCCGCUCGAGCUUCAAUCCCGCCUUCGUUCGGGCUUUCUACUCCAAUCUCUGCCGUGACGGGGACACCAUUCGCAGCAGCAUCAAUCUCUAUGACAUAGAGAUUGAUUUGCCUACCUUUGCUCGGGUCGCAGGGCUGCCCAUCCGCGGUGACGACAUCGCAACUUAUGGUGGCGACGAUUGGAUCCUCAACAACGAGGCGGUCGUCAUUCGUGAGCUUGGGAUCACCAACUUGAUCCGCCACAGCGGCGCACCGACGAUUCACUCAGCCCCACCGGACAAGCGCCUCCUCCUCUACAUCAUCACCCGGAUUCUCCGCCCCCGGGACAGCAGCCAUACCUCGCUCUUCAACGAGGACUUGAAGGCGAUUCACGCCAUCAUCCACGGCGCCUCCAUCAAUUGGGCGAAAUUCGUGAUGAUCCACAUGGCGGAUUGCGCCUCCAUCGCCACUGAGCGGAGCUUGCCAUACGCCUUCCUCGUCAUGGACCUCAUCAUCUCCGCCGACAUCUCCAUCUCUGGCCCGGAUACGAAGAUGACAAAGAUUUGGAUAAUUCAAGACAGCACCUUCCGGAAGAAGUCCGGAGACCGGGACGGCGCAGGCCCAAGUCGUGCACCAGCCCCCGCUCCCGCCAAGGCCUCUUUGCAAUCCAUAGCCGAUACUCUGAAUCGGCUAACCCUCACAGUGGAUGGCAUGGGGCAGUCAAUCGAGCGGAUGGACUGGACGCUGCAACGCCAACACCACGACAUGACGGCGUUCUUUCGCAGCAUCAACUACGUCCUGCCGCCCUUUGACAGCACCUUCCUCGGCCAAAACUAUGAAGGCGAGGACGAGGAGGAUAACUCCUAUGCUCCAUCCUCCUCCCCCGACGAGGCCGACUUUGAAGAUGCGGUCGACGGCGAUCCCAUGGACGUCGAGGACGACGAGGAUGACGACGAGGACGCCGAUGCUUAGACUUUUCUUUUCUCUUGGUCACUUGUUCUUAACCAGCUCUGUUGUCAUGAUUAUGGCUGGAUUUUAGACUGAUGUCUUUGCCCUCAUGUUUUAUUCGUUUGGUCUACUGCCUGGUAGAUUGUACUAGGAUUGAUUAAAGUCAAAAUCAUAAAUCAGCAAUAGUAAUCCAACGGUCACGGUAGGGGGGUCCCGUCCAUACGGUAGGGAGGUCCGUCUCAGGCCAAAACUCUCUGGCGGUACCUAUCUUAGUACGGUACCCCUUACGGUAGGGGGGUACCGUCCAUACGGUAGGGGGGUCCCGUCUCAGAAUAACUCACGGUACCCCUCACGGUACCUAGGUACCUUGUGACCAUUUUGACAAUUUUUUCAUUUUUGUCCAAAUCAUUUCCAAUUUUGUUUAAAACCUUUUGGAUGUUUGAAAAUGAUUAUAAUGUUAGCCUUGGUUUGCUAAGUCUCAUAUUUUGAUGUUAACAAACAAUAUAAGAGCUUGACGUUUGUUUAAGUGUUUCAGGUACAACAAGAAUCCAUUAAGAUUCGGUACUCAAGAAUGAAGUCGAAACACCAAACUAGGGUAGAAUAUAGGUAGAAACCAAUG